Messenger RNA from Mercurialis annua (annual mercury), 1663 nucleotides. Its product is annotated as RNA pseudouridine synthase 6, chloroplastic. Gene Ontology annotation, molecular function: pseudouridine synthase activity; RNA binding. The transcript is spliced from 9 exons. Gene Ontology annotation, biological process: pseudouridine synthesis. The record is from RefSeq and is a predicted model, not a curated record. Bases 52 to 1476 code for a protein of 474 amino acids. NCBI's taxonomy places the organism in Eukaryota, Viridiplantae, Streptophyta, Magnoliopsida, Malpighiales, Euphorbiaceae.
AAAUCCUCAAUCCUCACCUCAGCGCUGGCCGGAAUGAGCAGUCUUUAAAAAAUGAGCUCCUUCAGUUUAGCAGCUUCAAUCUUCACCGGCGGCUACCGGAGUUUCGGUGCCUCAGUCACCCUCUUGCGCACUUUAGCAUCAACCCAUGUUAAUGUUCUCAAUAAGCGCCGCACUUGUAAUAAUUCUGUAGCUUGGUUUUCGAGUUCACAUAGGAGACAGUGUGGCUGUCAGUCCUCAAAACUAGAAGUUUCUUACACUUCUUCUGCUAAUAGUUGCUCAGACUAUGAUCGGUUGCUUCCAUGCCCCCCAUACAGCAGACCACUAAGAAUCGAACACUUAGUUGUUUCAGAGGAAGCUCGUGUGCUAGAUUAUAUCUGCAAGUCUCUGGAUCUUCCUCCUCUGUUUGUUGCAGACCUCAUCCAUUUUGGAGCUGUACAUUAUGCCCUUGUAUGCCCGAAGCCACCUCCAACAGCAACUCCGGAGCAGGUUGCGUUAUUUGAAAAGUUUACAGCCCCUUUGCUUCUCAAGAAGAGAGCUUCCAUCAAAGGGAAAACUGUGCGAGAAGCACAAAAGACAUUUCGGAUUACUCAUGGCGACCAGUUGCUUGAAGCUGGAACAUAUUUGCGAGUUCAUGUACAUCCAAAACGCUUCCCUAGGUGCUAUGAAGUUGAUUGGAAAUCAAGAAUUAUAGCUGUGACCGAUUCUUAUGUUAUUCUGGACAAACCUUCUGGUACAACAGUAGGAGGAACUACAGAUAACAUUGAAGAAACUUGUGCAACCUUUGCCACUCGUGCCUUGGGAUUUAAAUUCCCCUUGAAAACAACACAUCAGAUCGACAAUUGCACAGAGGGCUGUGUUGUUUUAGCCAGGGCCAUUGAAUACUGCUCAGAAUUCCAUGGGAAAAUCAGAGAGAAAAAGGUCAAGAAGCUUUAUCUUGCUCUUGCUGCAUCUCCUGUACCAGCGGGAAUAAUUACACAUUACAUGCGUCCUAUUAAUAUUGCUCCAAGACUUGUCUCAGAAGAAUCCAAAGAAAGGUGGCACUUGUGUCAACUUGAGGUCUUGGAUUGCAGAAAGGUUCCUUGGCCAGAUGCUGUAACUGAAGAAAAAUAUUCUGUUGAAAACUGCGGGUGGCCCUCAAAAGAUUUUGCGUAUGAGUGUAAGAUUAAUCUUUUGACUGGCCGAACACAUCAGAUUCGAGCUCAACUGGCUGCUAUUGGGGCCCCAUUAGUGGGCGACUCGAUGUACAUGCCAGCUGCAAUUGCAAAAAUGGCUAAUCCUGAACUUGACCCAUAUGGGAAGUAUAGAAAACAAUACACUGACGAGAGUGAUGAAGCAGUGGACGUUGCUGAUUGGAUUGCACGACAUGGGAAGGAACCGACUAUUGCUAUAGGUCUUCAGGCCUGUGAAAUUUCGUGGGAUGACGGUAAGCAAAAUUACAAAGCUGGAUCUCCCUGGUGGAGAUGUAGACUUGCUUAGAAUAAGUAUUGCAUCAAAAUUGAUUUCAUUUGUGAAAUGCUUUAUUUAUGGCAUGAGUAAAUGGAUACAGAACUGCGAGUUUUAGAGUAGCAACUCCUGUUUACAUGUCAUAUUUUGGAGUUGUAUAUCCGAUAGUUAGCGAUGAAUUUUCUGUACCAAGUUGCCGAUAGUUUUGGAGUUCUCUUCA